Calliphora vicina (urban bluebottle blowfly) is the source of this 1400-nucleotide messenger RNA. Its product is annotated as cytoplasmic 60S subunit biogenesis factor ZNF622. Bases 68 to 1267 code for a protein of 399 amino acids. The record is from RefSeq and is a predicted model, not a curated record. NCBI's taxonomy places the organism in Eukaryota, Metazoa, Arthropoda, Insecta, Diptera, Calliphoridae. Gene Ontology annotation, cellular component: preribosome, large subunit precursor. Gene Ontology annotation, molecular function: nucleic acid binding; zinc ion binding. The transcript has 2 exons. Gene Ontology annotation, biological process: ribosomal large subunit biogenesis.
UAAGUGAUUAACACCAGAAAAAUUGUGAAAUUUUUGUAAAAAAAAGAAGAAUUAAAUUUAACACAAAAUGUCAAUGUUUACUUGCAUCAAUUGCAGCGUUAAAUUCGCUUCAGCGGACAUACAACGUGAACAUUACAAAACAGAUUGGCAUCGUUACAAUCUGAAGAGACGUGUAGCCGAACUGCCACCAAUCACUGCUGAAGAAUUCCAAGCGCGUGUCAUACAAAUGCGCAAUGAUAAAGCCACCGAAAAUGAGGAAAAACAAAUGAGCUUGUACUGCAAUGCCUGUCGCAAACAGUUUGGCAACCAAAAAACCCAUGACAAUCAUUUGAACAGCAAGAAACACAAAGAUAAUCUAGCCAUAUUUGAAAGAGAAAAUCAGGGAGAUGAAAAAGAAAUUACCACCAAAUCGGUGAUACAACCCAGACCACAUCCGGCCAUAGCCGCUGCGGCUCAAGGCAAAGGUAAAUUUGCUUUGGAACAGGUGGCCCAAGGCGAAGAAAUGGAGGCAGACGAUGAUGAUGACGAUUAUGAGGAUGUUGAGGAGGAGGUGGUAGAUUCGGAUGAAUUAGAUGAGCUGGCCGAGAAUCCUUUAACCGAAAAAGAUUGUUUGUUCUGUGUACACAAAGCAGAAGAUAUUAUGGAUAAUUUGAAACACAUGUCCGAAACACAUUCCUUUUUCAUACCCGACUUGGAUUAUUGCACAGAUUUGGAAGGUUUGCUGAAUUAUUUGGGAGAAAAGGUGGCUGUGUACUUUAUCUGCUUGUUGUGUAAUGAACGGGGCAAGACUUUUUAUACUUUGGAUGCUGUAAGAAAACAUAUGUUGGAUAAGGGUCAUUGUCAAAUGUGUCAUGAAGGUUUGGCUUUAGCAGAAUAUGCCGAUUAUUAUGAUUACAGUUCCAGUUAUCCAGAUCAUAAAGAAGGCAUGGAUAUUGAUGAGGAAGUGGUACCCGAUCUCUUGGAUGGUGAUGAGUACCAAUUGGUUUUACCCUCGGGCGCUGUUAUUGGCCAUCGUUCCUUGAUGCGCUACUACAAACAACGUUUAAAUCCCAGUCGCGCCUUGAUGCCCAAGAAAUCCGAUCGCAAACUCCAUCAUCUAUUGAGUACUUAUCGCUCUUUGGGCUGGACUACCAGUGAUCAACAUGCUGCCGCACGCAAAGCUCGCGAUAUUCAUGUUAUGAAACGUGUUCAAGCCAAGUGGCAGAUGAAAUUGGGCUGCCGUGCCAAUAAAUUGCAACAUCAUUAUCGGGAUCAAGUUAUGUUCUAAACUGUAAAUAGUUUAUAGAUGAAUGUGAUUUGUGUUAUAGAGAAAUUAUGGUAAACGCUGAAUAGUUAUAUGAUAAAGAAUUUUUAAAUUGGAUAAAAGUAAAUAUGUAUCAAAGAAUUUGAUAAAAAGAAAA